Molecule: messenger RNA, 1236 nt
Organism: Eutrema salsugineum
Lineage: Eukaryota; Viridiplantae; Streptophyta; Magnoliopsida; Brassicales; Brassicaceae
Product: phosphatidylinositol transfer protein 3
Exons: 6
Coding region: 180-1124 (314 amino acids)
Molecular function (GO): phosphatidylinositol transfer activity
Source: RefSeq, a predicted model, not a curated record
UUAUAUUUUUAAUUGUAAAGUAGUCGAAUAUCCAUUUGGUCGUUUUCUAGCUUCACAAUCACAUAGACACCAUUUUUUGUUUGUUUGACUUCAAACUCCGAUGCUUUUCUGAGCCUUCCUCUCUGCUUCGGUUCCCAAUACUAUCUCAAAGGGAAUAAAGAAGUAAAUUUCCCCAAGUUAUGAAUCGUAAUCCAAUCUCUAAUGGGUUUGUGAAACAUGUUCCUACUGAAGAAGAGAAGGCAAAGGUAGAGGAAGUAAGAAAGCUGUUAGGGCCAUUGCCGGAGAAACUCUCGAGUUUUUGUUCGGAUGAUGCGGUUUUGAGGUAUCUAAGAGCGCGUAAUUGGCAUGUCAAGAAAGCUACCAAGAUGCUUAAAGAAACCUUGAAGUGGAGAGUUCAAUACAAACCUGAGGAAAUCUGUUGGGAGGAAAUAGCUGAUGAAGCAGAGACAGGGAAGAUAUAUAGAUCAAAUUGUGUCGACAAACAUGGACGACCUGUUCUAAUUAUGAGACCGAGUGUUGAGAAUUCUAAGUCAGUGAAAGGCCAGAUUCGAUACCUUGUGUAUUGUAUGGAGAACGCGAUCCAAAAUUUGCCACCAGGGGAGGAACAGAUGGUGUGGAUGAUUGAUUUUAACGGUUAUAGCUUGGCGAAUGUAUCUUUAAGAACUACAAGAGAAACCGCUCAUGUAUUACAAGAACACUACCCUGAGCGAUUAUUUUUGGCCAUCCUCUAUAAUCCUCCCAAGUUCUUUGAACCCUUCUGGAAGGUGGCGAGGCCCUUCUUAGAGCCAAAGACAAGGAACAAAGUCAAGUUUGUUUACUCAGAUGACCCAGAAACAAAGCAGAUCAUGGAGGAGAACUUCGACAUGGAAAAAUUGGAGUCAGCCUUUGGUGGAAACGAUGACUCGGGUUUCAACAUUAACAAGCAUUCAGAGAGGAUGAAAGAGGAUGACAAGAAAAGACUUGCUUCCUUGGAGGACAUUCCUUCCACUUCUCUAGAAUCACUCAGCUUCUUAUCUGUCUCUGAUGGCGCCGCCUCUGACAGUGCUCACAUUGGCUCAGAGGAUGUCUCUGAGGAAGAGGGUCAACCUCGUGGUAUGAGUCCGAGAAAAGGAUCUAUCCCAUGAUGAGUAUUCAUUGUUUGUAACUUCAAGCACAUAUGAAAAUAUCUAAUUUGCACUAUCGUUCAAGAUUCUGUAUGUUUUUCCUCCGUGAUGAGAUUCAUUAAGUAAUAUAACC